CUGGCAUCAGUUACUACAUCGACUGACUCUUUCUUUGGGAGUUAGGCUCACUCAUUCUCCCCUUACUAGAUUCAGACCUUAGAAGCAGUUAACUUCAUAGAUAAACUUCAAAGAAAACAGAGAGGGCUUUAUUUAUUUUUAAUUUUUUUUGGAAGGCUACUUUGGCUUCUCAUUAUUAUUGACUGGCCUAAGUCUGAAAAAUCUGCUGGAGUGAUAAAGCUGGGGACAUUUUGAUUAAGAUAUUCACUGUUGCCCUGAUAUUUUAUUUUUGACCAAAUGAUUUGGUAUGAAGAAGUAGAAGAUUGUUAUGAAAGGGAAGAUGUUCAAAAGAAAACAUUCACAAAAUGGAUAAAUGCACAAUUUUCUAAGUUUGGGAAGCAACACAUUGAAGAUCUUUUCAGUGAUUUUCAGGAUGGAAGAAGACUCUUGGACCUCCUUGAAGGUCUUACAGGUCAAAAAUUGCCAAAAGAAAAAGGCUCCACAAGAGUUCAUGCUCUGAACAAUGUCAACAAGGCACUCCAGGUCUUGCAGAAAAAUAAUGUUGAUUUAGUGAAUAUUGGAAGCACAGACAUAGUAGAUGGAAAUCAUAAACUGACUCUUGGUCUGAUCUGGAAUAUAAUUCUCAAUUGGCAGGUGAGAGCCCCUGAUGGAUGUUUUCUUUAUAAAUAA
This is a messenger RNA of Phascolarctos cinereus (koala), 669 nucleotides long. The record is from RefSeq and is a predicted model, not a curated record. NCBI's taxonomy places the organism in Eukaryota, Metazoa, Chordata, Mammalia, Diprotodontia, Phascolarctidae.